AUGAGUGGACGGAGAGCAACGACACGAAGGAGAGGACAACACGUAGGGAAGAGAGAACACAAUUACACUAGGCGUAGUCGAGCAGGCAGGCAAGCAGUCAUUCUGCGCUCUCCUCUCCCUCCGCCUCCGCCUCCUCCGCCUCCGCCUUCUCCCACCAGCCCACCAAUCAGCACGCGCGUUGAAAUCGAUGGGCAGAGUAGACCUGCCAAAUGCAACGGCUACUUCUGCCAGGCAGUGCGUACGUGCGUGCGUGUGUGCGGGCGUGAGUUUCGCUCAGCUACGGUUUCUGCCGUCUGUAGCAACGGCGCGAUCGAUAGACGCAGGUGGAUGCGGACGCGUGCCAACACGCACCUUCGCACCCUAUCGAUCGAGGGCUAUUCUAAGCAGGAGUGA
Echinococcus granulosus is the source of this 393-nucleotide messenger RNA. RefSeq lists its product as hypothetical. The coding region runs from base 1 to 393 and encodes 130 amino acids. The transcript has a single exon. The record is from RefSeq and is a predicted model, not a curated record. Lineage: Eukaryota; Metazoa; Platyhelminthes; Cestoda; Cyclophyllidea; Taeniidae.